Arvicanthis niloticus (Nile rat) is the source of this 1376-nucleotide messenger RNA. NCBI's taxonomy places the organism in Eukaryota, Metazoa, Chordata, Mammalia, Rodentia, Muridae. The record is from RefSeq and is a predicted model, not a curated record.
CUUUCCCUGUGGGGUUUGGAUGGGGAGCAGCCACUGCUGCCUAUCAAGUAGAAGGAGGCUGGGAUGCAGAUGGAAGAGGCCCUUGUGUCUGGGACACAUUCACUCAUCAGGGAGGAGAGAGAGUUUUUGAGAACCAGACUGGUGAUGUAGCUUGUGGCAGCUACACUCUGUGGGAAGAAGAUUUGAAAUGUAUCAAACAGCUUGGAUUGACUCAUUACCGUUUCUCUCUUUCCUGGUCACGUCUGUUACCUGAUGGGACGACAGGUUUCAUCAACCAGAAAGGAAUCAACUACUACAACAAGAUCAUAGACGAUUUGUUAAGGAAUGGCGUGACGCCCAUAGUGGCCAUCUAUCACUUUGAUUUGCCUCAGGCUUUAGAAGACCUAGGAGGUUGGUUGUCAGAAGCAAUUGUUGAAGCCUUUGACAAAUAUGCUCAGUUUUGCUUCAGCACCUUUGGAGACCGAGUGAAGAAGUGGAUCACCAUAAAUGAGCCUAAUAUUCUUGCUCUUUUGGCCUAUGACAUGGGUAUCUUCGCUCCUGGUGUGCCUCAUGUUGGGAUUGGGGGUUAUCAAGCAGCUCAUAAUUUGAUUAAGGCUCAUGCCAGAUCCUGGCACAGCUAUGAUUCUUUAUUUCGAGAAGAACAGAAGGGCUUUGUGUCCCUAUCAUUAUUUUUUUGCUGGUUAGAACCAGCAGAUCCUAACUCAGAGAUUGACCAGGAAGCUACUAAGAGGGCCAUCAAUUUCCACUUGGAUUUCUUUGCUAAACCCAUAUUUAUUGAUGGUGAUUAUCCAGAUGUUGUCAAAUCCCAGGUUGCCUCCAUGAGCAAAAGGCAAGGCUAUCCAUCAUCAAGGCUUCCAGAAUUCACAGAUGAAGAGAAGAAAAUGAUCAAAGGCACUGCUGAUUUCUUUGCUGUUCAAUAUUAUACAACUCGCUUAGUCAGGCAUCAGGAGAAUAAGAAGGGAGAACUUAGCUUCUUUCAGGAUGUGGAGAUUGAAUUUUUUCCCAAUCCAUCCUGGAAAAAUGUGGGUUGGAUCUAUGUGGUGCCGUGGGGAAUACGUAAACUCCUGAAAUAUAUUAAGGAUACAUAUAAUAACCCUGUAAUUUACAUCACCGAGAAUGGGUUUCCCCAGUGUGACCCCCCAUCUCUUGAUGACACUCAGCGUUGGGAGUAUUUCAGACAGACAUUUCAGGAACUAUUCAAAGUAUACUGUGCAUGGUCACUUCUGGAUAACUUUGAGUGGAACAAUGGAUACAGCAGACGGUUUGGCCUCUUCCAUGUUGAUUUUGAAGAUCCUGCUAGACCUCGAGUUCCAUACAGAUCAGCCAAGGAAUAUGCCAAGGUCAUCAGAAACAAUGGCCUGGAAGGCACUAUGUAG